Messenger RNA from Racocetra persica, 146 nucleotides. Lineage: Eukaryota; Fungi; Glomeromycota; Glomeromycetes; Diversisporales; Gigasporaceae. The record is from the annotation of a GenBank genome assembly.
AUUGGGGUUUAGCAGAAUUCUAUUACCCAGGAACCGAAUAUAAUAUGCACAUUGCGUCUAGAUAUUUUAAAGGACCAGAAUUAUUGAUUGAUUUUCAAAAAUAUGAUUAUUCUCUUGAAUAUGGCGUUUGGGUUGCAUGUUUGCCA